Marmota monax (woodchuck) is the source of this 5875-nucleotide messenger RNA. It is a transcript of the gene Sgip1, whose product is annotated as SH3GL interacting endocytic adaptor 1. Bases 554 to 3121 code for a protein of 855 amino acids. Gene Ontology annotation, cellular component: clathrin-coated vesicle; cytoplasm; clathrin-coated pit. The transcript has 25 exons. Gene Ontology annotation, biological process: clathrin coat assembly; clathrin-dependent endocytosis; synaptic vesicle endocytosis. The record is from RefSeq and is a predicted model, not a curated record. Lineage: Eukaryota; Metazoa; Chordata; Mammalia; Rodentia; Sciuridae.
ACACCACCAGGCACAAUUGCCUCCCUCCGGAUUUCCACCAGGGUGAACGAAUGGGCUUGGAGGAGACUCCAGAUGCCAGAGACGCGUCUUGAAAAACGUGUCAUUUAGAAGAAAGUCUGUUCCCUACAGGGAGUGCAGUUGGCAGCUGUAGCCACAGUCGGUUGCGAGAAAGCUCCCCACCUGGGGAAACCAGGCGGCUCACGUGCGCGCUCGGCAGGGAGGACGCGGCGGCCGCGGGACUCGAAUCGGUGGUCCAGAGGCGUCCUGGGGUCUGUCUGCGGCCUGGCCUGCUGGCCCAAAUUAAAGUGGGAGGAAGCCGGCGUGCACAGCUGUCGUCGGUCCGGCUGAGGCCUCCGCUCCCUGCCUUCUCCCCUCUCUCCCGCCUCCCGCCCCAGAAAUGAUCUCAAGCGUUGCCAGUUUGAUUCCAGAGCCCCACUCGGCUGACACUGCAGACCUCAGCAGCGGCGUUGUGAGGACUUAACUGAGACCUGGAAGCGUAUCCUCCUGUGUUUUUUCAGACUCCUUGGAAAUUAAGGAAUGCAAUUCUGCCACCAUGAUGGAAGGAUUGAAAAAACGUACAAGGAAGGCCUUUGGAAUACGGAAGAAAGAAAAGGACACUGAUUCUACAGGUUCACCAGAUCGAGAUGGAAUUCAGGGGAAAAAAAAGACCCAGAAGACUCAGCUUCUCCUCACCUCUUGCUUCUGGCUCAGAGCCCUCUCGUUAACUCUGUCUCAGAAGAAAAGCAAUGGGGCACCAAAUGGAUUUUAUGCAGAAAUCGAUUGGGAAAGAUAUAAUUCACCUGAGCUGGAUGAAGAAGGCUACAGCAUCAGACCUGAAGAACCCGGCUCUACCAAAGGAAAGCACUUUUAUUCUUCGAGUGAAUCGGAAGAGGAAGAAGAAUCACACAAGAAAUUCAAUAUCAAGAUCAAACCAUUGCAAUCUAAAGACAUUCUUAAGAAUGCGGCAACUGUAGAUGAGCUGAAGGCAUCGAUAGGCAACAUUGCACUUUCCCCAUCACCAGUGGGUGCAAUUAAAAGGAACUUAUCCAGUGAAGAAGUGGCCAGGCCCCGGCGUUCCACACCAACUCCAGAACUUAUAAGCAAAAAGCCUCCUGAUGACACUGUGGCCCUUGCUCCCCUCUUUGGCCCACCAUUAGAAUCAGCGUUUGAUGAACAGAAGACGGAAGUUAUUUUAGAUCAGCCUGAGAUAUGGGGUGCAGGCCAGCCAAUUAAUCCAAGCCUGGAAUCGCCAAAGUUAACAAGGCCUUUUCCCACCGGAACACCUCCACCACUGCCUCCAAAAAAUGUACCAGCCACCCCACCUCGAACAGGCUCCCCAUUAACAAUUGGACCAGGAAAUGAACAGUCAGCCACAGAGGCCAAAAUUGAAAAACUACCCUCCAUCAAUGACUUGGACAGCAUUUUUGGCCCAGUGUUGUCCCCCAAGUCUGUUGCCGUGUACACUGAAGAAAAGUGGGUUCAUUUCUCUGACACGUCCCCGGAACAUGUUACUCCAGAGUUGACUCCAAGGGAAAAGGUGGUGUCCCCACCAGCAGCAUCAGACAACCCAGAUGACUCCCUGGCUCCAGCCCCUCCCGGCCCCCCGGUCCCCACGGGUCCCCCAGGACCUCCUGGGCCUCCUGGGCCUCCUGGGCCUCCUGGGCCUCCUCGCAAUGUACCAUCUCCGCUCAAUUUAGAAGAAGUCCAGAAGAAAGUUGCUGAGCAGACCUUCAUUAAAGAUGAUUACUUAGAAACAAUCUCAUCUCCUAAAGAUUUUGGGUUGGGACAGAGAGCAACUCCACCUCCCCCACCACCACCCACCUACAGGACUGUGGUCUCGUCCCCCGGACCUGGCUCGGGCAGUGGUACGGGGACCGCCAGUGGUGCAUCAUCUCCUGCUCGACCAGCCACUCCCUUGGUUCCCUGCAGCAGUACCACUCCACCUCCUCCUCCUCCCCGGCCUCCCUCCAGGCCAAAGCUACCUCCAGGAAAACCUGGAGUCGGAGAUGUGCCCAGACCCUUUAGCCCACCCAUACACUCUUCCAGCCCUCCUCCGAUAGCACCCUUAGCCCGGGCUGAAAGCACUUCUUCAAUAUCAUCAACCAAUUCCCUGAGUGCAGCCACCACUCCCACAGUUGUGUCAGAAGAUGAUGUUUUUUAUGACAAACUCCCCUCGUUUGAAAGGCGCUGUGACACGCCUGCAGAGAAUGAACAGCCUUCCCUCGUUUGGUUUGACAGAGGAAAGUUUUAUUUGACUUUUGAAGGUUCUUCCAGGGGACCCAGCCCCCUAACCAUGGGAGCCCAGGACACCCUCCCUGUUGCAGCAGCAUUUACAGAAACUGUCAAUGCCUACUUCAAAGGAGCAGAUCCAAGCAAAUGUAUCGUUAAGAUUACUGGAGAAAUGGUAUUGUCCUUUCCUGCCGGCAUCACCAGACACUUUGCCAACAACCCCUCCCCAGCUGCUCUGACUUUUCGGGUGAUAAAUUUCAGCAGGUUAGAACAUGUCCUGCCAAAUCCCCAACUUCUCUGCUGUGAUAAUACACAAAAUGAUGCCAAUACCAAGGAAUUCUGGGUAAACAUGCCAAAUCUGAUGACUCACCUAAAGAAAGUGUCUGAACAAAAACCCCAGGCUACAUAUUACAAUGUGGACAUGCUCAAAUAUCAGGUAUCUGCCCAGGGCAUUCAGUCCACGCCUCUGAACCUGGCAGUGAACUGGCGAUGUGAGCCUGCGAGCACUGACCUGCGCAUAGAUUACAAAUACAACACGGAUUCAAUGACCACAGCCGUGGCCCUGAACAAUGUGCAGUUCCUGGUCCCCAUAGACGGAGGCGUGACCAAGCUCCAGGCCGUGCUUCCACCCGCAGUCUGGAAUGCUGAACAACAAAGAAUACUGUGGAAGAUUCCUGAUAUCUCUCAGAAGUCAGAAAAUGGAGGGGUGGGUUCCUUAUUAGCAAGAUUUCAGCUGUCUGAAGGCCCAAGCAAACCUUCCCCACUGGUUGUACAAUUCACAAGUGAAGGGAGCACUCUUUCUGGCUGUGACAUUGAACUUGUUGGAGCAGGGUACCGAUUUUCACUCAUCAAGAAAAGGUUUGCAGCAGGAAAAUACUUGGCAGAUAACUAAUAAAAUCUUAUGCAAGGAUUCAUAUAAUGGAGAACUGUUGUAUGAGAAACAGGUUUUAAUUCUGGUUUGAUGAAAGCAAACCAAUGUCUGCACUUGGGAUCUAUCAGCUGGAAAGUCGAUGGCUUUCAGCAGUGAUUUUCCUUACACCACACCAUGAUGACCAAUCCUAUAGUAUUUACUUCUAGGUGUAAUAUUGUUAAUGGUUUUCAAAUGUAAUUAUUGUAUUUGUAAAUUGUAUUCUCAUUCCAGUAAGGCAGUUAGACACUUGAGUUUUAGCAUUUUACCAUUCCUGAAAUGGAUGUAAUUUAAACUGUGGUAUGUAAAUUUAAUUGUAGUACUGUUGAAUGGCACAAUGCUUACAGAGGUAGAUUGCAUUUUGUCAAUAUAUAAAAUUUAAAUAUAAUAUUGAUAGCUGUCAUAAAGGGGGUGCCACAUAUAAAGAAACUUAAAUGGAACGAGAAGAAAAAAAGAAACUUUCUUUUCUUCAGUCCUUAGUAUGUUUUACUCUAGUGCUAAAUAAAAAGUCUAUCUUCAAAUGUUUAGUGGGUUAAAUUCAGAAACUAUUUCAGAAAAAAAUUCUAAGGUUACAGCAUAUUCAAAGAAAAGCAUUAAUUACCACUUUUUAAAGAGCUUUUUUUUCAAACUGCAAAUUUCAUAAAAAAUGCAAACUAUAAACAGGGCCUCUUAUUUUUAUAACUUGUGUAAAAAGGGAAAGCAAUUCAUAUUUAAAGUUUAAGUAUAUUAAAUUAUAAUCAAGAGUAAAGAAGAUGUCAAAAUCUUAACUACUUCCCCCUCUCUCUGCAGUUUAGCAAAUGUGGAGAUUGCUGAAUAACCAGUCAGACUAAAACCAAAAUUGUGACUUUAAUAUUUAAGACUUUCCAUAGUUGAACUGGUUAACAAUGUUUGCACAAUUCCUCUAAACAGAUGGUCUCUCUCAUCCAGCCUGGGGGAAUGACACCUCAUGUCUUCCUCUUUACCCACAGGAAUCAAAACACUGAGAAUAAGAAACUCAGAAAAUAAUUUUUAGUUCCCUGUUUAGAUUCAGAAGGAGAAUUUUAAUUGUUAUCAUUUUUAUCAUUUGGGAAAGAACAAAUAAGCUUUAUAAAUGAAAUUCUAUUCACAUCAUUGUAUAAUAAAUUUCCUUUGGGAUGAUUAAUAUUCAUUGUAUAAACCUGUCAAUCUUUGCUCUUAUUGGGGAAUCAAGAAAAGAGUCAUCUAAGUCAUCUCAUUGCCCCAAGGUACCAUAAAAAUUGCAGUUUCUCAGUCUGGCCCCAAGAUGUGGGGAGUCAAAGACAACUCCUUCAAUAGUCCCAAUCAUAAAAUAUUCCCCCAUUAAGAUCUGAAAAUGUUAUUCUGUCUUUAAGUCAUAAAACUUACUUUAAACAUAAACUAAGUCCUAUUCUGGGUUAUACUAUUAAAUAACUGAAAUUAAUUGUUCUAUUUGCCAUUAACUGCUAAAUUUCAUUUUAUAUUCACUCAAAUUUGACCAAGAGUCUUUGGCUCCUUUAAAUUUUAGAAUGAAAUUAAAUUUUUUAGGUCUUACUUUUAAAAUGAGAUUGUGACUGGUAAUUGUUUAUAGUGGAAAUUUUUAAAUUAAUAUUUGUACUCUUCAAUCAAUGCUUGCUACCAAGAGAAUGUUUAGAAUGACCUGUUUUAGCUUAAAAGAAUUCUGACUAUUCAAACAAGCAGUCAGUUGGUUCCCCAAAGUCCUGUAGUAUUGAAGCUUUUUUGAACAAACUAAUUAAUAUACUCAUUUUAAGUAAAAAUAUUCAAUCUGAUUUUGAAAUCAAAUUUGAGAAAUGCAAACUUUUAAAUCCCCAAAACAUGGGAAAAUUCAGAACACUAAAAUCAAUGGAGAGCACACAACAGAAAACUGAGAAUUACACAUAGUAAGAAAAUAAAAAUGUGGUUUUUAAAUAAUCAGUUCAUGAAAAAAACAUUGAAUAUUAACACAAAGCAUAUUAAAAAUGUGUAAAUAUUACUGGUUCUCAUGUUUUUCUCUUUAUAUUUUAUUUUAUAUAGAUUUAGACUGAAUUAGUAAUUAAACACAAUUUUUUUCCAAAGAAUAAUUUUGUUGAUAUUGUAAAAAAUGUAAUUAAAAAUAUAGAUUUCAGUACUCUCUAACGUUAUUCAAAUGUUUCCAGGAACUAAAUCUGAAACUAUGAAGAAAUCCUAUGACCCCAUAUUUGGCCUUCAUGAAACCAAAUGGAAGUCAUUGAUUUCAAAAUUGUUAAAUAUUGAAUAACCAGAACCUCAAUAAGAAUGUAUUCCUUCCCCCUUCAGAAAAUAGGUCAAAUAAUAACACAAUGAGCUUGUAUCAGGGAUUUAGAUUUUGGUGUUUUGUUGUUGUUGUUUUUUUUUUUUUAAUUAUAGGUUAAGCCUAUAUUUUCACAGUACUGUAGAAUAAGAAUUCAUGUUCUUAAAAAAAAAAAAGAUCCUAAACAAUGCAAAAGUCUCAGUUAUCAAAGACAUAUCAAGUCAGGUUCAUGAUCAGUUCCUAGGUCAGAACAAAGUAGACUAGUACAUCCUAAGAUGCUUUGCAGUAUAAGGGGUUAAAAUUAAAAAAAAAAAAAAAGUUCUAGUUAACCUGAACACUGUUUCCUGAACAUUCUGAUUCAAAAAGCCUCUGCUCUAACAAGAUAGAAAGUAUAAAUGGUACUGCUUUAUUUUGGCAAGAUGAAAAGUAUGUUUUUCUCUUCAAAUAAAUCCCAUAUUUUUAUGAAAAUUUUAAAAAUAAAUUCUUAUUAAUAAUUA